AUGGCUUCCUCUUAUGCCUCAACAGCCAUUUUCUUGACCUUGGCUCUCCUAAUUGUGCACAUGGAAGCCAAGGCCAUCGAUGAAAUGUCACCAAGUUUUUAUGCCACUUCUUGUCCAAAACUCUUCCCCACUGUGAAACCCAUAGUUGAAUCCACCAUUAAAAAGGAGGCUCGAAUGGGAGCCUCUCUCCUCCGCCUCUUCUACCAUGACUGUUUUGUUAACGGAUGUGAUGCGUCGUUGCUGCUGGAUGAUGCACCAAACUUCAUUGGAGAGAAAAAUAUACCUCCCAAUAAGAAUUCUACGAGGGGGUAUGAAGUGAUUGAUGAAAUCAAGUCUGCGGUGGAGAAAAUGUGCCCUGGCAUCGUCUCAUGUGCUGAUAUUAUUGCCAUUGUUGCCAGAGACUCUGUUUCCAUUCUUGGAGGACCAAGUUGGGGUGUUCAAUUGGGAAGGAGAGACGCUAGGGCUACAAACGCGAUCGUUACUAAUAUCAGCUUACCCCUUCCGAAAGCCAAUUUAAAGGAGCUCGUCCUUAGAUUCCGUGGUAUUGCGCUUAAAAGGAGAGACUUGGUUGCUUUAGUAGGAGCUCAUACACUUGGAGAAGCACAAUGUCACUCCUUCAGAGAGCGCAUAUACAAUGAGAGCAACAUGAACAAAGAGCUUGCCCAGAAAAGGAGAUUAAAAUGCCCAAGAUCCAAAGGCUCAGGUGACGCCAACUUGGCUCCAAUUGAUGCUCAAACCCCAUUAGUGUUUGACAACAGCUACUACAAAAACCUUGUCCAGAAUAAAGGGCUCCUCCACUCUGAUCAGCAGCUCUUCAGUGGAGGCAAAACUGAUCCCAUAGUGCGCACCUACAGUGAAGACCAAGAAGCCUUCUUUAACGACUUUGCGUCUGCCAUGAUCAAGAUGGGAAGCGUCAACCCCCUCAUUGGUCCAGCUGGCGAGAUCAGGUUGAAUUGCAGGAGGAUUAAUCCAAUAAUUUAA
Molecule: messenger RNA, 981 nt
Organism: Prunus dulcis (almond)
Lineage: Eukaryota; Viridiplantae; Streptophyta; Magnoliopsida; Rosales; Rosaceae
Product: peroxidase P7-like
Exons: 4
Coding region: 1-981 (326 amino acids)
Biological process (GO): response to oxidative stress; hydrogen peroxide catabolic process
Molecular function (GO): peroxidase activity; heme binding
Source: RefSeq, a predicted model, not a curated record